Molecule: messenger RNA, 843 nt
Organism: Dothidotthia symphoricarpi CBS 119687
Lineage: Eukaryota; Fungi; Ascomycota; Dothideomycetes; Pleosporales; Dothidotthiaceae
Exons: 3
Coding region: 1-843 (280 amino acids)
Source: RefSeq, a predicted model, not a curated record
AUGUCUCCUACCGCUCAAGAGAGUUCUACGUCUGGUGACCGCGGAUACGCCAAGACAUCGCUGAAUUCGGUUAACCGUUAUCGAGGCCGUGGUCAAUACGAGUUUCAACAAGUCCAUCCUAUCGUUGAUGAGGCACCCAUCCUUCAUGUUGCAUUCCACAGCUCUCCAGACCAAGACGACUUUGCCUAUCCUAUCAUUCUGCCUAUGCUCGGCUGCACCGGCAACUUCCAAGAAGAGCAAAACAAUGAUGGCCGCCGUUCCAUCUACCUCCACGGCUAUGUAUCCUCCCGCAUAAUGCGACUUUCCCGAAAGAACCCUGCUUCCGACGACGAUGAACCUUCGGGCAUUCCUGUCUGCGUAUCUGCCACCUUGAUGGAUGGCAUCGUCUUGGCACUCACCCCCAACCAUCACAGCUGCAAUUACCGCUCUGUCGUCGCAUUUGGACACGCACAUAUAGUCGAGGAUGAACCUGAGCGCCUGUGGGCCAUGGAACUCAUCACUAACAACCUAGUCCCAGACCGCUGGCGGCAUACGCGCUAUCCAAACAAGACGGAGCUCAAAAGUACUGGGAUCUUGCGGGUUGAUAUUCAUUCAGCGAGCGCCAAGGUUCGCGCAGGCACAACUGGAGAGGCGAGGGAGGACCUCAAGGAUGAGGCAAUGCGGAAGAAGGUAUGGGCGGGCGUGGUGCCGAGUCGGAUGGUCUACGGAACGCCGUUGCCGGCGCCGACUAACAUGUUUCCUGGCAUGCCAGAGUAUAUUGAAGACUGGGUGGAAGAUUGGAAUGAGAAAGCAGAGAGAAGUAUGCGUAUUCAAGUGCUUGUAGACUUCCAAAUUGGCGCUUAA